Molecule: messenger RNA, 543 nt
Organism: Pelagomonas calceolata
Lineage: Eukaryota; Pelagophyceae; Pelagomonadales; Pelagomonadaceae
Source: the annotation of a GenBank genome assembly
AUGGCCAAAAGCGCGAUCACGCUCGCGGCGCCGCCGGCCGACGAGGCCGCGGACGCGCUCCUCUCAACGAAAAAGCUCAUCAAGCCCAAGAAGUCCGGUAGCAUCAAGGGCAUAUUGGUAGGCGCGGCGCUGGUUUCGUUCGCUCUCGGCCUGCUCGCGGCCGUGACGCCGUCGAUGCGCCAGGCUCUCUUUGGAGGAGAUCAGUGGUCCCUGACCGUCGCGGGCGGCCUCGGGAGCAAGCGAGAGUUUCCCCUCCACAGCGUGGACCCGAACUACGUGAGCUUCGUCGUCGACCCGGCGAGCCUCGAGGUCAUCCCGACAUUGUUCUCCUCGGCCUCGUCCAUCAAAAUCUUCGCCUGUUCCGCCAGGCACGAAACAUGCGCGAAGCCCGCCGUCCCGCGGCACGCGCAACCGCGCACGAGUCCCUCCUUUGUCUUCCAGUGGAGGGCCUGCGUGCAGAUGAAGCACGUCUGGCCCUUUGUGUCGUCCGCGCAUUUCGCGACCGCGACCGCGACGGCCUCCUUGUAUUUUUUUUCGGCGUAG